AUGACCAAUCACAAUGGUAACAACAAUGGCAACAAUCCCAGAGUUGUCAAUGUUGAUAACAUAACGGGUACCAAUAUUAUCAUUCAAUUCAAUCCUGCAUCCCAAUUACCUAUCAAACUAAGCGGUGGUCACAACUUCGCCACCUGGAAAGCCCAAUUUUCCAUGCUUAUGUAUGGCUACAACCUUUUUGGCCAUCUCGAUGGAACCACUCCAUCCCCCUGUCGCACGAUUACUCUCGGCACAAAUAUAUCUCUUAAUCCUGCCUUCUUACCUUGGUUCCGUCAGGACCAACUCAUCCAGAAUGCCCUCAUGGCUUCUAUCGAACCCACUAUUGCCUCUACUGUUGUUGCUACUGACUCAGCUAAAUCAGCUUGGGAUGCUUUGCAUACCACUUAUGCGAACAAAUCUCAAACUCGAGUCUUCAGUUUGCGUGAUCAGCUUGCCCGUGUCACUAAGGACUCUCGCUCUAUUACUGAAUAUCUUCACACUAUUCGGUCCUUUUCAGAUAAGUUAGACACUGCUGGUGCUCCUGUUUCCAAUCCUGAACUCAUCGUCAAAAGACUCAGUAGUCUAGGUCCUGAAUUUCGUGAGAUCUCUGCUGCCAUUCGUGCACGCGAUACGGCUAUCUCCUAUGAGGAACUGUUUGAAAAGCUACUAGACUUUGAACUCUUCCUUCGCCACGAGGAUGCUAAGAAACUACCUAGUUCCAUCACUGCUGCAGUUGCUACUCCCACCAAAUUCAACUCCACUAAUCGCAACAAUCAUAGACAAACCAACAACUCUCAACAAUGGCGCCAAAAUUCGCGUCCAAGCACUCCACCACAAUGGCAGUCCAAUUCCAAUCCGAACGGCGUUACUCGAUGCCAACUAUGUAAUAGAAUUGGCCACACUGCCAAUGUUUGCCGCUUGAAGUCUCAUAAUCACUUUGAAGCAAAAGCCAACUAUGCCGUUGGGUUUACAGCGGACACCAACCCCUGGAUAGUUGACUCAGGAGCCACCCAUCGCAUCACAAUAGAGCCGUAUAACCUAUAA
Solanum tuberosum (potato) is the source of this 1032-nucleotide messenger RNA. RefSeq lists its product as uncharacterized. The coding region runs from base 1 to 1032 and encodes 343 amino acids. NCBI's taxonomy places the organism in Eukaryota, Viridiplantae, Streptophyta, Magnoliopsida, Solanales, Solanaceae. The transcript has a single exon. The record is from RefSeq and is a predicted model, not a curated record.